Messenger RNA from Triplophysa dalaica, 3081 nucleotides. It is a transcript of the gene syn3, whose product is annotated as synapsin III. Gene Ontology annotation, cellular component: synaptic vesicle membrane; synaptic vesicle. NCBI's taxonomy places the organism in Eukaryota, Metazoa, Chordata, Actinopteri, Cypriniformes, Nemacheilidae. The record is from RefSeq and is a predicted model, not a curated record. Gene Ontology annotation, biological process: neurotransmitter secretion. Bases 111 to 1697 code for a protein of 528 amino acids. The transcript is spliced from 14 exons. Gene Ontology annotation, molecular function: ATP binding.
GACGCCAGUGAAUUAAUGCGCCGAGUCCAGCACGUUCACGUCAUGCAGCGCGAGCAAGGCGGUGUGUGGCACGAGCGCAGACUCAUCUGAGAUUAAUCACCAGCUUCAUCAUGAAUUACCUGCGCAGACGUCUGUCAGACAGCAGCUUUGUAGCCAACCUGCCCAAUGGUUACAUGAUGGACCUCCAGAGACCCUCUAGUUCCACCAGCUCCCCGGCUUCCCCGGCCACAGAGCGCCGCCAGCCGCCUGUACCACCCGCACAGCCGGCCCCUCAGGCUCAGGCUCCGCCCACACAACCGGCUCCGCAGGCCCAAGCCCCACCUGCUGCCUCCGGUGGGUUCCUCAGCUCGUUCUCCAGCGUGGUGAAGACGGCUCAGCUCGCCAGUGCCGUGCAAGCCAAAGCUGCUGCUCAAGCCAAAUCCGCCGUAUGCAAACCCAAAGUUCUUCUGGUCAUCGAUGAGCCGCUCACAGACUGGGUGAAGUAUUUCAGAGGACGGAGGUUGAAUGGAGACUAUGAGAUUCGUGUUGAACAGGCGGAGUUCUCUGAGAUCAAUCUGGUGUCCUAUGUUAACUCCGGCUGUACUGUAGACAUUCAGGUGAACAGAGGAGGCAGUAAAGUGGUCAGAUCUGUCAAGCCAGAUUUUGUCCUCAUUCGACAGCACGCCUACAGCAUGACUCCAGGAGAGGAUUUCAGGAAUCUGGUGAUCGGUCUGCAGUAUGGAGCAGUUCCAAGUGUUAACUCACUCUUCUCCAUCUACAACUUCUGCAGCAAACCCUGGGUGUUCUCACAGAUGAUCAAGAUCUAUCAGACUCUGGGUCCGGAGAAGUUUCCUCUGAAUGAACAGACCUUCUUCCCCAACCACACACAGAUGCUGACCGCUGCUUCAUUUCCAGUGGUGGUCAAGAUGGGACACGCCCAUGCCGGCAUGGGAAAGAUAAAAGUGGAGACAGCCAAUGAUUUUCAGGACAUCACCAGUGUAGUUGCCAUCGCUAAAACCUAUGCCACAGCCGAGCCAUUUGUGGACUCCAAGUAUGACAUCCGCAUCCAGAAAAUCGCCAACAACUAUAAAGCAUACAUGAGAACAUCUAUCUCCGGUAACUGGAAAGCAAACACAGGAUCAGCGAUGCUGGAGCAGAUCGCUAUGACUGACAGGUAUCGUCUGUGGGUGGACUCGUGUGCUGAGAUGUUUGGAGGUUUGGAUAUCUGUGCUGUCAAAGCCGUUCAUGGUAAAGAUGGGAAGGAUUAUAUCAUAGAGGUGAUGGACAGCUCCAUGCCUCUGAUUGGUGAACAUAUUGAAGAGGAUCGACAGCUCAUCUGUGAUCUGGUCAUGAGUAAAAUGGCUUUCUCUCUGUUGGGUAUCACCACACCACAGACGUCAUCCACUAAGACUCCAGCCGGGCCACAGACGACUCAACCCAAACGGACUGCAGGUGGCCCUCGCACCGGCUCUCAGUCGGGUCAAGCUUCACCUCAGCGGGCACGUUCUGCCUCUACCUCACCCAGCCAGGCCUUCCAGCCGGGUCCCAUUCCUGCCGCAGGACCGGGCACACAGAAACAACCGCCACAGCUCAAUAAAUCCCAGUCGCUCACCAACACCUUCAGUGAGACGCUGCGGGGAAACAUCACAGACGACGAGGCCAAAGCCGAAACCAUCCGCAGCCUGCGGCAGUCCUUCGCCAGCCUCUUCUCUGACUAGUACACGCAUGCACACGCGUGUGCUCACGGAGCUUGAGUUGGUCUGACGGCAGCUGUUCUUUCAUCAUCUGCCAUCAGAUGAACAUCUUGUCUCACAAACAAAACCCACUCCACUGACACUGAUGAGAGAUUUCAUACAAACCCUCUCCUUUAUGACUUUCAUUCAAAUUCUGUGUGUUGUGUUGUGAGAUGUUCAAUUAUGUCACACACACACACAUUUAAAGUCAUGAUAUACUGUAGAAUCUGAUGCAAUCAGACUCAUUGAUAACGUAUCAACCAGCAAUAUUGACAUCUGUGCUGCUUGAGUCAGUCUUCCACACUUCAGAUUCUUCCCUUUACAAACUUUCAAAGCUUAUCUCUCUGUUCUUUUUCAAUAUCCUCUCAUGUGUCGGGAAGUUUACCCCUUUUUACCGUAGUAACUACUGUAUGAGAGGAAUCAUUGCAAAGUGCAUUUGAAUUCUUAUGAAGCAAUGCAGAAGAAGCAUCAGAAAUGAAAGAAGCCGUUUAUAAUCCAUCACAUGAGCUCUUGAUAACACGCACAGUUACAGAUGUGCCAUAUUCUCCACACGCUUCCUUCACGUGUGUGUCAUUCAUAUUGUACAGUGUCUGAGAAUCCAGUGAACGAUCGUUCGUUUUCCUUCGGCUUGUUGAAAUGGACCAAAUUCUGUGUUUGGUGAAAAUGAAUUUGUGGUUUCCUCUGAAAAUGAAGUCGCACAUGAUGUCGUGCAGUUAAGCCAUAAACAACAGAAGAAGAUUCUUUCCGUGGAUGUGUUUGAAUGCUUUAAUGUGUCAUUGAUCGUGUGUUUAUGCGUCUGAAGAUUGUGAUGAUGUUAAUAACGUGAACUUCUGUGCCUCCGACCGACUCUUUUUCAUGUGAAUCAUUGUAACGCUUUAACUCUGAAUCACUUUUAUGGAUUGAUUUGAUUCAGGCGAGUCAUCUGUGGUCAGUGUUUAUCUCUCGCUGUCAAGAACAUUUGCAUGAGUUUGACUAGAUGUCAGCAUUUAAAUCUGAGGAGCCAUUAAAGAUCAUGAGUUUAGUGUCUACCUCACACUGACAGUGAAUAUAUGCAGAACAAAACAAUAAUAACUGAAACGCACACACAUGACGUGACUGUAGAUGAGUGAAUCAAAGCCAGAUAAUAUUCAUCAUGUGCUGAUGUCAUGUAUACGGUAUAUAACACACACGCUCUCUCUCUCUUUCUCUUCAGUAACACACGGUGACGUCAUGAUUUAAUGUGGCAUGUUUGUUUUUGUUGUGAAGAAGAUAUUCUGUAUCUCACAGCUUCAUCUUAAACUCUAAUGUAUGUUUGUGUCUUUUAAUUUAUUUUGUAUACUUUGCUCUGUUAUUUAUGGAAAUGCUAUUAAACAGUUUCAAGUGUUUAAUA